AUGGUCCAACAUGGAGGCACGUGUCUCUACAAAGAGGCGCGCUUGAACAUUGAGCCCGCCUACCCUGGCUCGACCAUCGCAUUUUCGAUCCCGUCGCAUUCUCCCUUCAGCACACGAUCCAGCGUAAAGCGCAGUGUAAUCACAGAGUCAUAUGCGGACAAGGACGAGGAAGACUUCACAAGGCGCCAUCUAGCUACAGAUGGGUCCAUGUACUUUCGGCAGCACCAUGCCUACCCGCGCAGCUUCCUCUGGCGGGUGCUGGACAACAGGAAGAUGCUCGAGAUCCAGGCGACCGACUUCGAUCACGACUACACCGACAAGUUCGAAGCAAACCUGACGCUCCUGUUCCAAUUCCCCGCCCCAAUCCGCCCCUUCUGCGUCGCUUUCGCUGAGCCCGCCGACCGCGAUGCAUUGACCGUCUUUGCAAUCACCACGGGCAACGAGCUCUACACGAUCACCCUGCACCGCGACUUCUUCGCCAACCCCGCAGCCUCGGAGCAGGACUCGGAGACGUGGUGCAAGAGGUUCGAGCCGGCGCUCUUCAGCGGGCGCAUACCCUACCGAUUGGCCGCCGCGAGCGCAGACGAACUGCUAGUCACACUCGACGACGGGGCCAUCUGUCGCUUGAUCUGGGACAAGGCCAACAACACCUGGGACGGAUCGCGGUACCAGCAGAGCAAUUGGUCGGUGCGCGGUCUCCUGUCGUGGAAAGCGCAGCCCACCGUUCGCUUCGAGAACGCGGACUUUGCUGUAUCAGCCGCGGCUGCCGUCGCGAUAUCACCAGACAGCAAACACAUCCUCUCAGUAUGCCUGGACCACUCGAUCAGAGCGUGGAACAUUGCGUCAGGCAAGCCAGGCGCGCACAUCGACCUCUUGGGUGCCGACGACUUCGCCAUGGAGAAGUCCCAUGGCUCAUACUCCAUUGGACCUUCGCAGUCGAUGCUGAUGGCUGUUGUGAACAUCCCAGGCGGGGUGGGAGGCGCACUAUACCACGUCGUUACGUACUCGCCAAAGCAGCAUCAGUUCAAGUUCUGGGGCGUAAGGGAUGCAGACGACCAAGAACACGGAUUCUACGACGCUGCGCAAGACUCGGACCUCAUUCCGCCGAUCGACGAACUUAUGAACACGACUGUAUGGACGCUGGAGGAGUUUCACAUCAUUCCAGGGCCUAACACCUGGAGGGGCUCAGAGAUCUGGAUACGCGCCAGGUCAGGUCCAAGUAGCAAAGUGUACUCCCUCAAAUUCGAUCUCACCGACUACGCCGAACAACGAACACAAACGUGGAAGAAUGAUUGGGUGUCUGUGGAUUCGGGUCCUCUGACCGUCGAGGCACUGAAGGUCAACCCCGCGAACCCAAGCGAGCGGGAGUUGGAACCGGAACAGGAUCUCUCUAAUGAAUGGUACGAGUUUCUGUUCUACCCAGGCCGAUUCUCGAUCGCGACAUUAGAAACCGCGUUACGCAUAUACAGAAGAGGCUUGGAGGGGAUACGGCACCGGUCAAAUCGAGUUCACAAAGGGUCACUAAAAGAACGUCUGGUUGCCACGCUUGUCGCCCUUGCCAUUGAACGCGGUCAUGGCGAAGACUUCAGCAAAGACCUAACAGCGGAGUGGCAGGCAUACUACGGCUUGGUGAAAGACUUGCACAAGCGGAGGGGAGAAUCGUUGUCACUCAGUUACGACCGGGCUACUGACAGGCCGUGGCUAGUGUUGAGCGACCACAUCUCUGCGAUUAGGAACUGCAGCGAGUCGGAAGUAACUACUCUGAACGCAGCAGUCAUCUCAGGAUCGCGUACCCUGAGCAAACCUCUACGGCAAACUCUGGAUACAUCGGAAUCUCGCGACGUGGCACGCCUACUGAAUGCCGCAGCUUCCUUCCGCCAACGACUACCGUACUUUGUCCAGCAAAAGGUCCAACGCCACAUGGAAAUGGACCUACUUCAGAGCCGGAACAUCACGAUUUUGGAUCGCAUGGAGUGGAUCGAAGGCAACAGCGAGCUUUCUCAGCAUGUGACCGAUGAGGACGUAACCACUCUAGUUGAAGAGCUCGGCAUGGAAGUCAAGGACCUGGGUACCGAGACUUUCCUCCGCACCAUCAGGAAACUGGACUACGAGCAUGACGGCAGGCCGCAGUCGAGAAAGCAAAUUGCACGAUACGGGCUGAAUGCGUUGUCGUGCGUUUCCAAGGAGACCUUGGAGAACGACCACAAUGCUUUGCUUGAUCUGCUUGUCCUGCUGCUGUUCAUGUUCAUUGAGCUAGAGGGCGAGACACAUGAGGAGUGGGAUGCGUCUGAGGUGUUUGCCGAGCUUCUACUGCGGUAUAAGGACUGCAUGGUCGUUUCUUGGUUGGCCCGUACAGUGUGGUCUCACCAGACUGGAACAGGCUUAGCAUCCGACAAUCUCAACCGCAUGUUGAGCGAGACAUACAAGACUGGUAUGAAGCUACCCAUCACCCAGACAGUCCUCGAGGGAAUCUACGGAAGUCGUGCCUUUGAGGUGCCACUACCAAAAGACCCGAAGGCGGGUCUACUUACCCACUGGAGUCGCGGCUGGUUGUCAUUCAUAUUCGAAGAACACGACUUUGAAAACGCUGUAGAGGAUAUGAUGGGGAUACUUUUGUAUCAGCAAGAGUACGAACUUGCUAAGGACUUUUCCAAGUUCCUCACGGAAGGCCACUGGGCGUCAUAUCUGAAGGGACGACUGUACCUUGCACUAGGCAACAAAGAGCUUGCUUCUGUGUGCUUCCAGAAGCCUGCAUACUAUCUGGCUCUCGGUCCUAUGUUCGACGUGGCGGAAGAAGACAAAGCAAACCUCAUAUCCGAAGUGGAGCGAAACUCGUUCUCCGAAGGCCUGGCGCACUAUUACAGUCAUGUCAUUGGUCUGUUCGAGAAGGCCAAAGCAUACUCCUACGUUGCCGACUUUGCGAAGCUGGGGCUGCGAUCUUUGAUGGGUCAGGAAGACGUGGAGUUGAAGACGGACCUGCUCCAACGGCUGUUCACCGCUUCGAUACAAACAUCCAGAUUCAACGAUGCAUACGGUGCGCUGAUCAGGCAUCGGGACACGGCCUUGAAGCUUUCCGACCUGCAGACGCUCAUCACAUCCAUGGUAGCCCAAUCGCAGACUACGGAGCUUCUCAAGUUCCCCUUCGUCGGACUAACAGAUUCGGUGGACAACAUCCUCACAUCCCUCUGCCAAAAGACACUCAACAUCGCAUCCGGACCGCCCUACCACCAGAUACUCUACUCCUUCCGCAUCUCCCGCAACAACUUCCGCGGCGCCGCAUCGAUUCUCCACGAGCGCCUCCGGCGCCUCAAGACAACAUCAACCAAGAUCCACGACCCAGCCGACGAGUCCCUCACACAGUGCUACCUCAUGAUCAUCAACACCUUAUCAUCAGUCAGCAAAGAAGACGCCUACAUCCUAGCCGAGCAGCGCAUUGAAGCGACCGGAGGCCCGCCGCAGUGGGGCAUCGGCCAGGGAAAGAAGCUACUUAGACGGCAGAUCAUCACCCUGGAUACCCUGAGGAAGGAGUAUCAGGCGGAGCUGGACAGGAUCGCGGCGAUUGAGAGUGGUCAGUUUCCUUUUGUGGAUCCGGUGGAUGAUAUGGAUAUCUUGUAG
Alternaria triticimaculans is the source of this 3615-nucleotide messenger RNA. RefSeq lists its product as uncharacterized. The record is from RefSeq and is a predicted model, not a curated record. Gene Ontology annotation, cellular component: nuclear pore. The transcript has 3 exons. NCBI's taxonomy places the organism in Eukaryota, Fungi, Ascomycota, Dothideomycetes, Pleosporales, Pleosporaceae. Gene Ontology annotation, molecular function: protein binding; structural constituent of nuclear pore. Bases 1 to 3615 code for a protein of 1204 amino acids.